AUAGUAACUAAUUGUUGCAUUGUUGUCUGUUGCCUGUUGCUGACUUUCUCUUUUUCUUAUUUAUUGAAUUAUGUCAUUGGUUUAACAAAUUGAUUUGAAUUCAUUAUAUUUGUUUAAACAAGUUCAUGAUUAAGAAAUCAUAUCGAAUUAUAUAAAUUCCAACGCGUAAAUUGGACUAUCUGUCUUCAUUUGAUUGGAAAAAAAUACCUAUACAAUAUUUAUUUACAUCAAAAAUUGCAAAUCUCACAUACUCAAAACCACUCAAAACAUUUUAUUGCAAGUGUUCAGAGUGAUAAAGAUAGCUUGCGGAUGCAAGCACUGUUGCUGAAGACGUUGAAGAAUCAGUUCAAGAGGUAAUACAGUGUCAGAUAUACAAUAUAACAAGAUGACCAGCAGUAAACGUAAUACUUUCCAAGACUUGUCCAAUAUGGAAGAAUUGGAUUUGAGUUGUGACAGUUUAUCAGGUAUUUCACAAGAUGUAUUCGAGGGAAUGAAAUCUUUGAUUAAGUUAAAUUUGAGUUCAAAUAUACUGACCGAUUUUGAGCCCAAUAUGUUCAACGACUUGUCUAAUCUCAAAAAUUUAAAUAUCAGCCGUAAUCUUUUAACAUCCUUGCCACAAGGAAUUUUUAAUGGAUUAGAAUCUCUAGUUUAUUUGAAUUUGUCUCACAAUAAACUGACAAAUCUUGAGUCAAAUACUUUCAACAGCUUGUCUAAUCUCGAUGAAUUGGAUAUCAGUUAUAAUAGUUUAACAUCUAUUUCACAAGAUAUAUUCGAGGGAAUGAAAUCUUUGACUAAGUUAAAUUUGGAAUCAAAUAAACUGACCAAUUUUGAGCCCAAUAUGUUCAACGACUUGUCCAAUCUCAAAAAUUUAAAUAUCAGUAGUAAUCUUUUAACAUCCUUGCCACAAGAAAUGUUUAAUGGAUUAGAAUCUCUAGUUUCUUUGAAUUUGUCUGGAAAUAAACUGACAAAUCUUGAGUCAAAUCCUUUCAACAACUUGUUGAAUCUCGAUGAAUUGGAUAUCAGUUAUAAUAGUUUAACAUCUAUUUCACAAGAAGUAUUCAAUGGAAUGAAAUCUUUGACUAAGUUAAACUUGAGAUCUAAUAAGCUGACAAGUCUUGAGCCUUAUAUUUUCAACAACUUGUCCAAUCUCAAGCGUUUAAAAAUCGGUGGUAAUUUUCUAACAUCCUUGUCACAAGAAAUGUUUAAUGGAUUAGAAUCUCUAGUUUCUUUGAAUUUGUCUAACAAUCAACUAACAAAUCUUGAGUCAAAUCCUUUCAACAACUUGACCAAUCUCGAAAAAUUGGAUAUCAGUUUUAAUAGUUUAACAUCUCUUUCACAAGAAGUAUUCAAUAGAUUGAAAUCGCUUACUGAAGACUUAAGUUUGGAAUACAAUAAACUGACCCACAUUGAACCUAAUACUUUCAAAAACUUGUCGAAUCUCGAGCGUUUAAAUAUCGGUGGUAAUUUUUUAACAUCUUUGUCACAAGAAAUGUUUAAUGGAUUAGAAUCUCUACUUUCUUUGGAUUUGUCUGACAAUCAACUGACAAAUCUGGAACCUAGUACUUUUAAUAAUUUGUCCGAUCUCUGUUAUUUAAAUUUCAGGAAUAAUCGUUUAACAUCUCUUCCUCGACAAGUAUUCAAAAAAUUGAAAUCUCUCGGACAUUUGGUUUUGGAUCAGAACAAAUUAAAAAAUCUUCAGCCUGAUACAUUUAAACAAUUGUCAAAUCUUGUAGACUUAUUUAUCGAUAAUAAUAAUUUAACAUCUCUUCCACAUGGAAUAUUCAACGGCUUAAAAUCUUUAGAACUGUUGCACUUACAAUCAAAUAAAUUAACGCGUCUUGAAGCUGAUAUUUUUAAUAGUUUGCGUAAACUUGAAACUUUAGAUAUAAGUCAUAAUAGACUAACAGAGCUUCCAAUCGAUAUUUUCAAGAAAAAUAAAAAACUUACAACCUUGUCUUUAGAAUCAAGCGAGCUUAUAUUUAAGCCUAGAGUUUUUACUUUACCUUUAUCUAGUUGAAAAAGUUAUAUCGUCUCAAUGAUAAAAAUAAUAAAUUUAAU
This is a messenger RNA of Aphidius gifuensis, 2058 nucleotides long. Its product is annotated as insulin-like growth factor-binding protein complex acid labile subunit. Gene Ontology annotation, cellular component: extracellular matrix. The transcript is spliced from 2 exons. Lineage: Eukaryota; Metazoa; Arthropoda; Insecta; Hymenoptera; Braconidae. Gene Ontology annotation, molecular function: protein binding. The record is from RefSeq and is a predicted model, not a curated record. Bases 386 to 2017 code for a protein of 543 amino acids.